UAAAAAUAAUUUUACGUCCGACACUUUACGUCCGACACCAAAUUUAAUAAUAUUUACAUUUAAUACCAAAUUAUAUUUUCAGUGAUUUUAUGAAGUAAUUAACCGCCUAUAUUGUAAAUAUCUUUAUUUAUAUUUGUAGAACAUAAUUUUUGUUUUGUAAGUUGUCACACCUGCACUUGUGCAUUUUGGUUAUUCACAUGUCACCCAUGCUGGCCUUCACAGUCCUUUCUAUUGUUGAAACUGCAGUAUUUUUGUAGUGAAAUACAUUCUUCAACAGAUAAAGAAAGCUACACCAACAGCAGUGUCAUGGCAAAGAUCAGCAACAAAGAAAAGAUGGCACGUCGCAGAGCAAGAAUUAAGGGUGGUGAUCCAGUAAAAAGAGCAGAAUUAUUAGAGAAAGAUCGAUUAAGGAAAGCUAAAUAUAGAAAACAACAGAAGGAAAGUAUGUCUGAGCCAGAACUGAAGAAGUUACGUGCAAAGGAAAGUGAAAGAGUGAAAUGUUGGUAUCAUAACAAAAAAGGUGAGCCAGCAACAAUUGAAAAAAACAGUGACAUACCUUUGUGUUCAACUCCAUUUAAAACAAAACAGUCUUUAGGAAAGGCUAUGAAAAAAAUUCAGCGUAAUUUGCCACAGUCUCCACGAAAAAGGCAACAUCAUGUGCAAUGUCUAGCUAACCAAUGUGGCUUUAAAGUAACUCCUCCAAUAGGAAGAACCAGACAAAAUGAAGUUUCAGAAAAGUUAAGAAAAUGGGUUCAUAUAUUUUAUCAGAAUGAUGAUGUCAGUUGGCAAGCACCAGGAAAGAAAGACAGAGUAAUAUACAAAGAUGUAGACAAGGAUGGAAAUAAAGUGAAACGUGAAGUCCAGGCUCGUUAUCUCUUGGUGUCACUAGGUGAGGCGUAUAAGGUAUUUGUAGAGAAACACCCACAGGUUACAAUUUGUCGAGCAAAAUUUUGUGCACUUCGUCCUAAACACUGUAAACUUUUUUCUCAAAUUCCACAUUUUGUGUGUGUAUGUUCCUAUCAUGAGAAUGUCAGAUUGUUGCUACUGGCACUGAAAGACUUUACAGACUUGCCAACAGAUUUUGAUUCCUUCAUUACUACUCUAGUGUGUGAUGCUUCAUCCAAAGAUUGUAUGACCAACCGUUGUGAAUCUUGUACUAACAGUAUAAGUCAACAUACACCUAAAGAUGAAGAUCUGAGAAAGCCACUUAAAUAUUCUCAGUGGCAAAACAAUGAUGGACAUUCAGAGAAGAUGGAGAUACUGAGUAGUGUGCAAGAAACAUUUGAAGAUUUGAAAAGCAAGUUGAAAGACUUUUUAGUUCAUACCUAUAUCAAACGCAUUCAAGCAAAGACAUUUGAAACCAUUAAAUCAAAUGUUAAUGGCAGUGAAAUUGUGAUUUAA
Bacillus rossius redtenbacheri is the source of this 1401-nucleotide messenger RNA. RefSeq lists its product as uncharacterized. The record is from RefSeq and is a predicted model, not a curated record. Lineage: Eukaryota; Metazoa; Arthropoda; Insecta; Phasmatodea; Bacillidae. The transcript has 2 exons. The coding region runs from base 307 to 1401 and encodes 364 amino acids.